Diabrotica virgifera virgifera (western corn rootworm) is the source of this 4861-nucleotide messenger RNA. RefSeq lists its product as uncharacterized. The transcript has 2 exons. NCBI's taxonomy places the organism in Eukaryota, Metazoa, Arthropoda, Insecta, Coleoptera, Chrysomelidae. The record is from RefSeq and is a predicted model, not a curated record. Bases 329 to 2785 code for a protein of 818 amino acids.
CAAAUUCAAAGUUUUUCCAACUUUUAGUAUAGUCAGGACAUCAAAAAAUGUACCACCCAACAUCAGGACUUCACUACAGAUAAAACUUAUGAAAAAAGAGAUAUGUUCACAUUAUAGUAAACUUAAUUACAUCAAUUGUAAGCUUAAGGCACUGAAGAUGUUCUGUUUAGAACGAAAACGUUCUGCAAUCGAUGACAUUUUAUAGUUUUUAAAUAAACGAUUUUAUACCAGAAUACAUCUCGAAGUUUUUACUUCUGUAUUGGUUUUUUAAACUAUGGUAUACAGCCAACUAUUGGGAUUUUCCCAUUGAUUUUUUAUUAAUGACAGUAUGGUCAAUUUGGCUCUUCAGUAUUUGCGACUAGCAACACGACGAAACAACUUGAAACUCGAUAUAUGGUUUAUUCAACAGUGUCUCAAAUUCAAAGUUUUUCCAACUUUUAGUAUAGUCAGGACAUCAAAAAAUGUACCACCCAACAUCAGGACUUCACUACAGAUAAAACUUAUGAAAAAAGAGAUAUGUUCACAUUAUAGUAAACUUAAUUACAUCAAUUGUAAGCUUAAGGUAAUGUAUGAUUCUUUGCUCGAUAUUAUAGGAUUCAUUAACUUCAAUAAUUUUUUGACAGAUGUGCAUGACAAGGUAGAUGCUUCUAACACAAUUAAAUUCAAUAGAGUACAUAACAAGCUUAUUAAUCUCAUUAGAGACAAAACUGUAUAUGAUCAAGCCUCUCAGGAUAGAAAUAACAAUAAAAAGUUUUCAGAUUUUCAAUUCCACCCUAGAAUAAAGAACCUUACCGAUAUCAGCUUUUCAACAGAUGAAAUCAAAUUAUUAAACUAUGGUCUCAAAUACUCCGUCCCUAAAGAUUUAUCUUUACACGAUCUUGAGAGUCUAUCUAUUGAGACAGAUGUAGUAAUCCAAAACCUUUCAUUAUCUCUUUCGCAAAGAACGUCAACUAGAAAUUCCUGUUACCGUUACAUAAAUAAAUAUAAAAAUAAGAUUUCUUCAUCUUCAAAUUCUUCUUCUUCUCAGAACUCUUCUUUUAUUGAUAAUCUAUCAUUUAAACAAGCUCAAUCUCAUCUCAAAACUCUUAAAUCAAUUAAACAUAAAAUUGCUAAUCACAACCUAAUUUUUUCUAAAGCUGAUAAAGGUAAUUGUUUGGUUAUUCUAGACCGUGAUACUUACAACAAUAAAGUUUCAUCUUUUCUAGAUGACAACCACUUCAUUAUUUUACCAACUGAUCCUUCCAAGAGAUUCAUAAGUAAAUUGAAAGAUAACAUCAAAAAACACUCUGAAUUUUUAUCCAAUUAUGAGGCCCCUUACAACAAACUGCCUGGCAACCCUCUUAUUCCGAGGUUGUACGGUUUACCCAAGAUACAUAAAGUUGGAAUUCCUAUACGUCCUGUCGUCAGUUUCAUUAACACUCCAGUUUCUAUUUUAUCAAAAUUCAUACUCAACACCUUAAAAAAUUUAAUCAACUUCACACCCCGUUUUACUGUAUCAAAUUCAUACCAAUUAGUUGAUAAACUUCAACUCAUCAAUCUCAAUCCAGACAUAACUAUGCUUUCUUUUGAUGUAAGCAACCUAUUUACUUCAGUGCCCAAAAUCGAAACUUUAAGUCUGGUAAAAUCACUCUUAGUCAACAAGUCUUUUCAGCCCAAUGUCAUUUCACCGAUACUAGAUAUCCUUGAAUUAUGUCUAUCUCAAGAUUUCUUCCAAUUCAACAACAAAUUCUAUAAACAACCAGAUGGUUUAGCAAUGGGCAGUUGCUUAUCCCCAUUCCUAGCUGAUGUCUUUAUGGAUCAUUUAGAGUCCAAUCACAUUAUGAAAAAUCCAGAAAUUUUACAUUGGUUUCGUUACGUAGAUGACUGUUUGGUCUUCAUCGCUGGACAUCAUGACUCAGCUCAACAACUACUUCUUAAAAUUAACUCAAUUCACCCUAAUAUCAAAUUUACCAUGGAACUAGAAUCUUCUCAGGCCAUUAAUUUCCUUGAUUUAUCUAUUACCAGACUUAACAACCAAUUCAACUUUGGUAUCUUUCGUAAACCCACCCAAACUGACCAUGUAAUUCAUUUUUCUUCUAAUCAUCCUCUAUCACACAAACUAGCAGCUUUCAGAAGCUUCAUACACAGACUUUUCUCUAUACCUAUGUCAACAGAUUCUUUCAACAAAGAACUCAACAUUAUAAAACAAAUAGCUGUCAACAAUGGUUACGAUCCCUCUAUAAUAGAUAAACUCAUCCGUAAAAGAGAAUCUAAAUUGCUUCAAAAUUCUGCUUUCCAUCAGUCAUCUUCCUCUUCUGCUAUUUACAGGUCACUACCAUAUCAUAACCCACAUCUAUCUGAAAAGAUUAAACGUAUUGUAUCUAACUCUUCUGAGAAUAUACAUAUUUCUUUCAAAGUUGGAAAUACCCUUGGCCACUUUUUGACAAAUACUAAGGAUACAAUACACUAUAUGAAUCGUAGUGGUGUUUAUAGACUGACUUGCUCUGAUUGUGAUGCCUCUUACAUCGGCAGGACUUACAGAUCACUCUCAACCAGAUCUGCUGAACAUUCUAAAAGAGACACUACAUCAGCUUUUUCCCAUCAUUUGAAAGUUAAUAAUCAUCAUCUCGACAUCCCUGAUGGUGUUAAAUUAAUUCAUAACAUCCAAGACAGAAACAAUCUACGCCUGGAUUUGUACGAGGACCUUGAGAUUUCCAGAGACAUGAGGACCAGCCCCAAUUGCGUUAAUCGUCAAACAACUUUAAAUCGUCCUUUCACUCCUAUCCAUCGACAACUAUUCCCUUAAUCCAACCCUAGUUUUCUCUCAUUUUUCCUCUCACCCCCCUUCCCCUAUACUCCUAUUCUCCAUUUCCCCCUCCCCCUCUUUUCCCACUACCCCACUAGUUUAUAACAGUCUUCUCUUUCCAUACUAAUCACCCAUUAACACAUAUCUCAACUUGCAUUUCUUUUCAACUUCAUUGCUGCCUCCCCCACUAUCCCAUCCCUCACACAGUUUUGAUUCUUCUAUUUUCCUAUCCUUCAUAUUUUUCUCCACUCCUAGUCAUUUCUGGUUUGACCUUGUGUCUCUGUCUCUUUUUCAGGUCCUCUAUAUCUCAUCUCACUGUCUCAUCUCCUGUCUCUUUGGAAUGUUCUUCACACUCACUUAUCCUGUUGCCUGUUAUGUUACUUACUCAUUUUCUCUCAUCUCCGCUUACAAUAAUAAAAAAAAAAAAAAAAAAAAAAAAACACCAUACAUCCAAUCACUCUGGUCUGUCAUAUAUAUCACUUUCCUUACUUAGUAACAUUCUGUCACUGCUUUCUUUUUAGAUUCUUAGACUUUACUUAACAAUAGGAUACUGCACACCUAUAUCCAUUACGACCCAUUCAGUCAAACUUCUUUCAUAAGUUUUAUUGCAUUCACUAUUCUUCUUUUUUCAUCUAUCUUUUCAUUUCCAUUCAUAUCAGGCAACUUCCAAUAUCCAUUUAUCCCAAUUUAAAAUAAAAAUUUUUUCACAUUUUGCAUUUGUUUGAUUUCAGUUACAAUCACAUACGUUCAUAAAGUUUGUGCACUUACAUAUAUAUCAUUUAGUUCUGUCUAUUUUCUCCACUAUCACCAAUAGAAAUCAAUCUCAUACUUUUCUAUUUCAUAUACCCAUUCAAUUUAGAUUCUUCUUUACAUACUGACACCAACCCACAAUUUGACCUAUAUUGGUAGCUCUCAUUCUAAUUAUUUUAUUCACUAUUCCACGUUGGUAGACUAUCAAGAUACAUUACUUCCAAUUCAUUCAGUCCUUUCAAAACUACAUAAAGAUGAAUUAGACUUUAUGUCACAUAGUUUAAUUUUAUUAUUUUAUUACAUACUCUCAUUCAUUUCACAAUACUAUAUACAAUCAUAUCCUUCACACAUAUAUCUACCUCACUAACAGUAAUCUUUAGUUAUUUAAUUUUGUUAACAACUAUUUUCCAACUUUUAACAGACAUAAUUAUUCAUUACAAUAGUAUAAUAAUAAAUUUAACACAACAUAUAGCCACCUUUUGUAUAUAUACUGUUUUCUCGCAAUAUUCUACCGUUUACCUUCAACCUGUUGUCUGCUUGCCUUGUUAGGCAACCAACAUUUCAUCACAUAAAAACACUCUUAAAUUCUGGUUUUCUCGGCUUGUUUAGCUUUGUUUUUCCAUGCAAGUCUAAUUAUCUUACUAUGUAGUGUAUUUCCUUGUUUCCACAAACUUAACUUUCAACUCGUCAUUUCACAUCCGAUGACGUCACAACUUAAACCACGUAAUAUAUCUGCAUUAAAUUUAAUGAAUCUAUAAGUUAUUCUGGAAUAGAGAGUUGCUAAUUUAAACUUUACAGUAGAUUUUAUUAUUCAAAUAAUUUAAAUUAUUUUUGCAGACAAACCUCCGCAUUUUAUUAAAAAAUCCAAAAUCAAAUGAAACUUUAACCAAAAAUUGGCUUUAUCUUGUCAUGUCAUGUCACCCUUGUCAAAUUGUAAAUCCACUUCAUAAUUUCUCAGUUGGUCUGUGCCCAUUGAAUUGGCAAGUACCUAGUAUCUUCGAGCAGGGAACCAUGGCACCCUUUUAGCAUUUGUUCCACUUUAUCCAUUAACAUCGACUUGUAGUCAUAACAUUUUAACAUAUUACAUUAUGUAAACCAUAUAUGAUGAUGUUAACACUAUUUACGGUGUGCUAGUUUCAAAAUACUCGACAGGAUGUAAGUAUUCCCACACUUUUUUCAUUUUAACAGUCACAUUUUUAACCCUUUGCUUUAAUCUAACGUGGAAAUACUUCAUUCUAGGCACUGAAGAUGUUCUGUUUAGAACGAAAACGUUCUGCAAUCGAUGACAUUUUAUAGUUUUUAAAUAAACGAUUUUAUACCAGAAUA